Molecule: messenger RNA, 3590 nt
Organism: Musa acuminata subsp. malaccensis (wild Malaysian banana)
Lineage: Eukaryota; Viridiplantae; Streptophyta; Magnoliopsida; Zingiberales; Musaceae
Biological process (GO): DNA-templated transcription
Source: RefSeq, a predicted model, not a curated record
UAAUAAAAGUAUAAGCAGCUUAAUCAGAUGGAGUCAUCAGAGGAGGGGCAAGCCUCUAUGUCCUAUAAUCAGGCAUCACAACAGUUUUCCUCCAGCAAUCAGUCUGGACAGGUUAAUUUACCUCCCAUCUUUCCUAGUCCGUCUGCUCUUAAUUGGGGAUCACAAGAGAGGUUAUCAGCAGAGAGAAACUUGGCUCAAACUAGGAUGCAAGUUCCUGUGCCCGUGAUACUAGGGUCUCAGCAGUUUUAUUCUAUGGUUAACCAAUCCAUACAGAUCCAACCAUCAUAUAGAAACCUUACUCCGAUGCCUACCUCUGUUGGCUUGGGUCAGAUAUCGUUGUCAAAUAGACAGGUUCUGGGUACACAAUCAUCACUUAACACCCAACCAGCUAUGUCUGCUAAUCUUGCUGCACUGCCAUCCUCAUCUAUAUACAAGAGGCAUACCCUGAUUCGUGCACCAUCCAAGGUUCAGAGUGUUCUGCCCAUGAAUAUGGGUUCACAAUUGUCAUCAACAAAUAAGCGCCCAGCACAGUUGGAGCCACCUCGAAAGGUCCAAUCCGAGUCAUUUGAGUCUGUAAGGUCAAAGCUACGGGAGUCAUUGGCUGCAUCACUGGCUAUGGAGUCUGACCGGCAGCAUAAACAAGAAAUUGCAGAAAAGUGUACUUCUAGUGAUGCUUCGAGCACGAUACCAAAAGUAAUAACUCCAAUGGUUGAGUUGAAUUCAGAAGCUAAAAGUGCUUCUUCAGAUAAAUCUGCUCUGGAAACUGUUCAAAAUCAAGCUGGUGAUUUACCUUCUAAAGAAAAUGCAAGCACUGACAUUUUGUUAGCAAGGUCUGAUGUCGAUGGUCUUCAGCCUAAGGAUAUAUUGUUACAGAAGGAAGUGUCAAAUGAUAACUCUUUAGUUAAAGAUGAACUUUUGCAGGGUCAUGGACUCUGCUGGGUGUCUAAUCAUGGUGUUGGGACUGUAGACAAUUCAGCAAAUCAUGAUCAUGAUAGAAAAAGACUCAAAAUGACAAAUGAACAGGAAACAGCUGAUAAGGAGACAACAGUAAGAAAUGCAGGACAGCUGGCAUUUAGGAUAGAAGCAGAACUGUUUAGAUUGUUUGGAGGAGUUAAUAAGAAAUACAAAGAGAAGGGUAGGUCCUUGUUGUUCAACUUAAAAGAUCGUAAUAACCCAGAGUUAAGGGAACGUGUAUUAUCUGGUGCAAUUGCACCAGAACGUCUUUGCACCAUGUCCAUCGAGGAACUUGCUUCAGAGGAACUUUCACAAUGGCGAUUGGCUAAAGCAGAAGAGCUUGUGCAGAUGGUUGUACUGCCAGAUUCGGAUGUUGAUUUAAGGCGCUUGGUGAGGAAAACUCAUAAAGGUGAGUUUCAAGUUGAAGUUGAACAAGCAGAGAGCUUCCCGGUGGAGGUUGAACUUGGGACGAGUGUCCUCUCACAAGUUCCUUUGAAACCUAACAAAGAAGUUAAAACACACUCGUCUCUAGUUCCUUCGAAACCAAGCAAAGAAGUUAAAACACAAUCAAAAUCCAAUCAUAAGUCUGAUGAACCUAAGGCAUUCAAAAGAAGGCCAUCAGCCAGGAAAAUUGAUUCUGCUGAUCAAAAUCUCCCUGGCGAUAUUGAAAUCCUUAGCGAGAAGGCUGAUCUUAUGCAAGAACUCAUGGUGGAUGAAUUGAAAGAUCCAGAGUUGCUACCUCCAGUAGUUUCUCUAGAUGAGUUCAUGCAAGACCUUGAUUCCGAACCUCCAUUUGGAAACCUGUCAGUGGAUUCUUUACAGGAAGUUUCCUUGGAGCCUGAGGAAGCUUCUGAAUCAGACAGCGUGGAACAUAAACAAAAUGCUGCAUCCGGAAGCUUGGGAUCAAAGUCAGAUUCUUCACGAGGUGGCUCUCCUUCCAAGCAGCUUUUGUCACAAGAAGGCAAGCAACUAAAGUUGGACUCUGCAGAUGCCACAUCUAAAGAUCCUACUACAACCAACCCUGAAAAGGUGGAUGUGGAGUGUUUGAAAAUUGAUGAUAACGUGAAAUCUGGUUCUGUUGAUAUUCAGUUAGAUACCUGUCUUCCUGAAGUUGCAUCAAUGAGUGAUAAAAUAUGGGAAGGUUCAAUUCAGUUGAAUGUUUCUGCAUUUGCUACAGUGAUUGGCUUCUUUAGAAGUGGUGAGAAAACAUCAACACAGGAAUGGCCUAGCUUUCUUGAGAUAAAGGGGAGAGUGAGACUAGAUGCUUUUGAAAAGUUCCUUAAAGAGCUUCCUUUGUCUCGAAGCCGUGCAAUCAUGAUUGCACAGUUUCGUUGGAAAGAGGGAUCUCCUGAGAGCGGACGAUUGAACCUGCUUGAGAUAAUUGACUCGUACAUCGCGGAUGAGAGGGUAGGAUUUGCAGAGGCCGCCCCAGGAGUGGAGCUGUACUUCUGCCCGCCGCAUUCAAGGACGACGGACAUGCUCGAGAAGCUCCUCCCAAAGGAGCACGCCGAAGCACUUCCGACCAUUGCCACCACGGAUCUCAUCAGCUUGGUCGUAUGGAGAAGGCCCCAUUCCACGAUAUCACCUCGGCUCUACUCCCAUCACAAGCAUGGCAGUUCUAAGAAGCAGCACAGCUCAAGAAAACAGCAAUCCCAGCCGCUGCCGCCUGAAGACUAUGCGGACGAUGACGUACCACCCGGCUUCGGCCCCGGAGAAUACGAUGACCUUCCCGAGUUUGAUUUUGUUCAUGGCAGCUCGCAGACAUCUAAACCUGCUGCCUCCGUGACCCGCCCCCAUGUGUUGGCACCGGCUCGGCCGGUAGAUCAAAUUAGAGAACUGAUACAUAAAUAUGGGCACACCGAAAGUGUCAAGAAACCUCCCUUUGAUGUACGCCCUUGGAAUGACGCCCAUGAAGACGACGAUGAUAUCCCUGAAUGGAAGCCUCAAUAUGAUCAUCGGCUGCAGCCAGAAACACUUACGUCUUCACAACCACCGCCACCACCGACACAGUUUCAUACUUACCAGCAUCCAACUUUUCAGUCUCUCCAUGUAAACCAUCAAAUCCUACCACUGUCACCGUUACCCAAUCCUCAUGCUCCGCUUCACCAGCCUGUGGGCCUGCAGCCACCUCUGCCUCCUCAGAUUUUAGUGAUGCCGACCUCCUUAAACAUGCCGCCCGGGUGGCAGCAGUCCCCGCUGCUGCCGCUCUCGGGUGGACCAGCUGAUAUAACACUGCCUGCAGCCAAUGCAUGGCAGACUUCUCACUACAACGCGCAGGUCAACGCCGAUGGCCGGGUGUACAGCUUGCCCAACGUAGGAGGAGCUGCGCAGAAUGUGAUGGGUUGGCGGCCGGACGUCUUCGGAAGUCGGGGGAUGUAAUGAUCCGUAGCAGCAACACAGUCUUGUGUGUAACUCAUUUCAAUUGUUUUUAAUGAUGUUUUAUCUCGUCCGGCCAUGGGCGCUAGGAAUCCAGCUUUUCUUUCCUUCUCGCUUUGUUGGCAGCUGCUGAAACGAUCCAAGCUUUUCGCUUUAUUUGCAGCUACUACUUUAAUUAGUACAAACUCUUGCACCGGUGGAUAACUUCAAUAGUAAUUCAACUUGAGUGAUGAUUUGCAUGACAAGUAGUAGCAUCGGCA